Messenger RNA from Labrus bergylta (ballan wrasse), 622 nucleotides. Its product is annotated as galactose-specific lectin nattectin-like. Gene Ontology annotation, molecular function: signaling receptor activity. The record is from RefSeq and is a predicted model, not a curated record. Lineage: Eukaryota; Metazoa; Chordata; Actinopteri; Labriformes; Labridae.
UCUGAAGUUGAUCCCACUCCUCUGUUUGACCAGUGGACUGUGGGCUGCGGUUGUGUAUGGGAAUCAUUCAGGUUCCUGUAAAACGUGCCCGUCUGGUUGGACUCAGUUUGACGGAAGCUGUUACAUGUUCCACUUCAGAGAUAUGGAUUGGGCUGAUGCAGAGCGUUACUGCACUACUGUUGGUGGUAAUCUGGCUUCUGUCCACAACAAAGAGGAGUACACCUUCCUCAAAACUACUCUCCAGGCAGUGGCUGGAAAACAGUUAGCGGUUUGGCUUGGAGGAUAUGAUGCUGUAAAGGAGGGUGUGUGGCUGUGGAGCGACGGCACUUUCUUUGACUUCAAAUUGUGGUUUAAAGGGGAGCCAAACAACUACACUGGACACGAGAACUGCAUGGAGAUGAACUUCAGGGGAAGGGAGUAUGUCAACGAUAGCAACUGUAAUGUGAAGAGAUCUUUCUUUUGUGAGAAGCGCCUGUGAAACCGCUGCUACGUGCUGACUUCUGUAACAUGAAGAAUCUGUUACUACCAAAGAUGUCACUUGAUCCAGAUAUCAAGCCUCGAUGACAUCGCUGUGUAGGAUCUGAUGGAAUAUCUGAUUAAUCAAUAAAAAGAUAAAUCUGCU